GUCUCGUGCGCUUUGCUUCCCAGGCACCAGCUCAGCGCAAGCCAUACAACACAACAUGCAUCCCCAGCUCGAAUUACGCGUCUGCCGCCUCCCCCUCCUCCCUCCCCGGCGCGCGCCUCGUCUCCCUCUGUAUGCUAGCUCCUCCCGAUCUUUUCACCAUGGCGGCCCGCACGCUUCAUUCCCGCUUCUUUAACCAACCCUUAUAUACCCGUCUCCACCCCUCUCCAUCUCAUGACACCUAUAGCUUGCUCUCCUCGCGGCACAAGUUACAGGGCGCACGCACACACACAAAUCGAGACGCACACUUCAUCAUCAUCAGUUGCUUGGGGAAGGGGAGGCACACACCUGCGUGCACCAUAUAGAUAGGUAGGUGUGCAUAGGUGCACUGCAGCUGAAUUCGGCACAUGUCAGUAGGUGCCCAGAUAGAUGGUCGUGCCCUAAGGGUUCAUGGCUGAGCAGCAGCCGCCGCCCCCGUCGUCGUCAUCGCCGCCGGCUCCUCAUUCUCCUUCCCCAACGGUGCAAGUGCAAGCGGGGCUGCCAGCGAGCCACCAGGCUUCGGGUUCGGGUCCCGCCUCGCCUCAUUCUCCUUCUCCGGUGGUGCAGGCCAGCGACGGGACGGCGACGGCGGCGGCGGGGGUAGUUGCCACGGCCCCGGCGAUGGCCACCGCGACGAGCUCCGGGGAGCCGUCGCCGCGGUCGUCCGGGAAGCACGCGUUCUACCGCGGCAUCCGGUGCAGGAGCGGCAAGUGGGUGUCGGAGAUCCGGGAGCCCCGCAAGGCCCGCCGCAUAUGGCUCGGCACGUACCCGACGGCCGAGAUGGCCGCGGCGGCCUACGACGUGGCGGCGCGCGCGUUGCGCGGGGCCGACGCCGUGCUCAACUUCCCCGGCGCGAUCGCUUCGCGCCAGGCGCCAGCGUCCGCGUCCCCCGCGGACAUACGCGCCGCGGCGGCCGCCGCCGCUGCCGCGGCGCAGCUUGAGCACCCGCAGGGUGGCGAGGCUGCUGCCACCGCCAAUCCUCCCGCCGCCGCACAGGACCGGCACCACCAGCACCACGGCAUGAGCAGCGCCACGGCCGACGCGGCGGGCGGCUACACGCCGCAGCAGGGAAUCGACAGUGGCGAGUUCAUGGACGAAGAGGCGAUCUUCGAGAUGCCGCAGCUCCUGCGGAACAUGGCGGCGGGGAUGAUGAUGAGCCCGCCGAGGCUGAGCCCCGACACCUCCGACGAGUCGCCGGACCCGUCGGAGGCCGGGGAGAGCCUCUGGAGCUACCAUGACCCGUAGACCGCAUUGCUCGCUCAAUAGCACACCUAGCCCAUGGCCUUGGCCUAGUGUGGUAAUAAUACAAAUUAUAGUGAACUAGUACAACCGGUAGCGAACCAGAAUUGAUUAUGGCAACAACAACAGGAGAACCAGGAGGUACAUACAUGGACCCCGGCCGGUGCUGCGCAGCGUCCUCUACUUAUCUGGUAAUAUAAGUGUAUGCCAUAAGCGUAGUGUGACAUGCUCGAUCGCUAGUAAGAGUACUAGUUAAUUACCAGAGCAUCCAUGUGCUAGUGUACUACCCUUUCAAAUUUUACAAUUUUCUAUUUCUCACUUUGUUCAGUAUUCAUUUCCUAUUGCUGCUUUAUUUCAAGUGAUUCGGCAAGAUUGAGCAAAGUCCAAUUGUUGAUGCAAUUGGCGUAUUUCCAGUUUUGGUGUAAGAUCAAGCUAGCACAUGUUUUUGAUGUGCCAAGUGGAUCGUAGGGGGGACGCAACUAUAUCAAUAUAUGUGCGGGUGUCAUUGCGUCUGUAGACAAGAAAAAAAAUAUUUGUGAUAUAUGGUCCCAUGGAUAAGAAAA
Molecule: messenger RNA, 1838 nt
Organism: Setaria italica (foxtail millet)
Lineage: Eukaryota; Viridiplantae; Streptophyta; Magnoliopsida; Poales; Poaceae
Product: ethylene-responsive transcription factor ERF027
Exons: 1
Coding region: 448-1281 (277 amino acids)
Biological process (GO): regulation of DNA-templated transcription
Molecular function (GO): DNA binding; DNA-binding transcription factor activity
Source: RefSeq, a predicted model, not a curated record